Molecule: messenger RNA, 2795 nt
Organism: Bombina bombina (fire-bellied toad)
Lineage: Eukaryota; Metazoa; Chordata; Amphibia; Anura; Bombinatoridae
Gene: NR2F6
Product: nuclear receptor subfamily 2 group F member 6
Exons: 5
Coding region: 84-1253 (389 amino acids)
Biological process (GO): cell differentiation; anatomical structure development; negative regulation of transcription by RNA polymerase II
Molecular function (GO): nuclear receptor activity; RNA polymerase II cis-regulatory region sequence-specific DNA binding; zinc ion binding
Source: RefSeq, a predicted model, not a curated record
GGGCAUGGGGCAAGGAGAGCCGGGCUUCACUGGUUCAAUUUUUUGAAGCUUUCAGUUUACUAGAGUUUUAUACUGGUGCUGUUAUGGCCAUGGUGUCUGGGGGCUGGGGAGACCCCAAUGGUGACACUAAUGGGGUGGGUAAAGGGUACCCCAGAAAUUCUGAGGAAGAAGAGGCCUCACCACAAGGAGGGAUGAGUGACCCAGAACAGGGUGAUGAAGAACGGCCAGGGAUCCAGGUAGAUUGUGUGGUGUGCGGAGAUAAAUCCAGUGGGAAGCAUUAUGGAGUUUUUACAUGUGAGGGCUGCAAAAGCUUCUUCAAAAGGAGCAUACGAAGGAAUCUGAGUUACACCUGCAGGUCAAACCGAGACUGUCAGAUUGACCAGCAUCAUCGCAACCAAUGUCAGUACUGCCGGCUGAAGAAAUGCUUCCGAGUGGGAAUGAGGAAAGAAGCUGUUCAAAGAGGUCGGAUUCCUCCUGCUCAUUCCAGUGCGAGCCCCACUGCAGCUCCAGGAUCGGGCGAGUUCUUUAAUGGACAGCCAGUGUCUGAACUUAUUUCCCAGCUUUUGCGGGCUGAGCCAUACCCAGCAUCCCGAUAUGGAUCCCAGUACACCCAGCAGGGUAGUGUGAUGGGAAUCGACAACAUAUGUGAGCUGGCUGCACGUCUCCUCUUCAGCACUGUGGAAUGGUCUAGGAACAUCCCCUAUUUUCCAGAAUUGGCCAUGGCAGACCAGGUUUCCCUUCUUCGUUUGAGCUGGAGUGAACUGUUUGUGCUAAAUGCAGCACAGUCUGCUCUUCCGCUGCACAUGGCUCCACUUCUAGCUGCUGCCGGAUUUCAUGCCUCACCCAUGUCCGCUGACCGCGUUGUGUCUUUCAUGGACCAGAUUCGAGUCUUUCAGGACCAAGUUGAGAAACUGAACCGAUUGCAGGUGGACUCUGCUGAGUAUGCUUGUCUAAAAGCCAUUGCUCUGUUCACUUCAGAUGCCUGUGGCCUCACAGAUCCAGCACAUGUUGAAAACUUGCAAGAGAAAGCACAGGUGGCCCUCACUGAGUAUGUUCGAGCCCAGUACCCAUCCCAGCCGCAACGCUUCGGACGCCUUCUCCUACGCCUGCCAGCACUCAGGGCCGUGCCUGCUUCCCUCAUCUCCCAGCUCUUUUUUAUGAGGCUAGUUGGCAAGACUCCUAUAGAGACACUUAUCAGAGACAUGCUUUUGUCUGGAAGUAGCUUCAACUGGCCAUACUCUACUGGUCAAUAACACCAGUUGGAUGGCUGAGUAUUUUCACUUAGGACAAACUGUGGAUCCUGUCUAUUUCAGAGAAACUUUUUGCCGUGCUGCAUAAAAUGAAAGGCACUUCCAUACUUUAUGGGGAAAUAGUCAUACAACUUUUCCUUGAUUCUUCUCAAGCACUAAUGGUUUUGGCAGAUUGUUACCUGGUUAGUAAGUACUUGGGUAUCAAUCAAGAUUUAUUUUUCCUUUCUUGUCUGAGCAGAGAAUUAAUCACUUAACAGAAGCACGGGGUUGCUAGCACCUUCCAGUGGUGCUACAGAACAUUGCAGUAAUAACUAUAGAUGGGGUUAUCGUUGGAUCUUAACUUAAAAUGAGUUGUCUGAUCCAUUUGGAUGUAUGUGGCUGACAAUGUAGCUUAAUUCACACGCUCACUACCUCCUGAACAUCACAUCUUACAUUCAGCGGGAUUGUAGUGCACCUUUGUUUUUUCUUGUCUUGGCAUUUCUUUGGAAAACCAUAUAGUACAAACAUACUCAAUGACAACUGACCUAUAACAAUGUGGCUACAGGAGAUAUUUGCAUGAAUUCAUUUAUAAAGUUCCUAUAAAGUUUGCUUAUUGUGCAAAUAUCACCAUUGGACUAAACUUGUUAUAUGUUUUGCUUUUUUUUUUUUUUUUUUUUUUUUUUUUUUUUUUGACCAAACCUUCAAGGUACGCAAUUGACUUUCAUCAAAAUAUAUAAGGAAUAAGUCGUUCACCCAAUCAGUUUUGUUUAAAUUAUCUGUGCUACUCAUUUAAAUCAUUGGUAAUCUGAUGCACUUUUCUCUUUACUAGGAUAAGUGUGCGCCUUGAAAUUUCAUGACAACAAAAUGUAUUUUGAUACAUUUUUGUCUUGAAUAUAAUAUUUUUUUUUUCAAGCUUUUAUUUUUUUUAUGAUGAUGCAACUAUGGUAAACGACAAAACAAAGUUGAUUACCCUGCUUGGUUGUGUUAAAUAUAAGAUCAAGUAAAGUUUUGUGAAGAAAAAAAAGAGAAACGUCUGCCACUUGAUACCUUUAUUUGUAUUGUGUUUAAGCUAGAAUUGAUCCUAGAAUUUGCAUAUGUAUAUUGUGGGAGAUGUCUGCCAAUGUGGUCAUGUCAAUGGUACUUUAAAAUUUACACUACAUUUUUAUUGAAACAUCCAAAAUGAUCAUUUAUGUACUUAUAUUUUUUAUUUUUUUUUAUUUGUGUUUUUUAAACUAAUUGGUAAUUCUCCUUUGCUAGGUGUAUAAAAAAAAAGUUUUAACUUGAUCUUAUUCCCUAAUUAAAUACUGUAUAUUUCUGAGCUAGAAGCAGUAAUCUUACUUAUUCUUGGAAUAUUUAGUUGUAGAGCAAACCUUUUGCAAUUUGCUCUGACCUUUUAAAUGAUUAGUGUUUUUCUCCCAGCAGUCAAGAAUAUGAAAUCAUCUUUUUUUUAAUGUUUUUCUUUUGUUCUUUUCAUUUUGUAUAUGUGUAUAAAUUCUGCUAAUGCCAAAAAUGGUGGAAGGGAAUAUUGCCAAAGAAGGAAUAUAGAAAUAAAUGAUUUUACACAGA